AUGAGACUGCUUGUGCUAGCUCUCACUGUGGCCCUUGCAGCCGGUUACCAGGUGAGCUUUGUUCCAGAGUUUGCUACCGGUAAGACCUACAAGUAUAAAUAUGAAGCAUUACUCUUGGGCGGACUGCCUGAGGAGGGUCUCGCACGUGCCGGAGUGAAAAUCCAUAGCGAAGUCUUGAUCAGUGCAGCAGCUGGUGACAUCUUUGUGCUAAAGCUUGAAAGCCCUGAAAUCCUUGAGUACAGCGGCAUCUGGCCUAAAGAUGCUUUCAUCCCAGCCACCAAGCUCACCUCUGCCCUGGCUGCUCAGCUCUUGACCCCAAUCAAGUUUGAGUAUGCCAAUGGUGUUGUGGGCAAAGUGUUUGCACCUGCUGGCAUUUCUGCAACUGUGCUGAAUAUCUACAGGGGAAUCCUCAACAUCUUCCAGCUGAACAUCAAGAAGACUCAGAACGUCUAUGAGCUGCAAGAGGCUGGAGUUCAGGGUGUGUGCAAGACCCAGUAUGUCAUCAGUGAGGAUGCAAAGGCUGAACGCAUCCUGCUGACCAAGACCAAGGACCUGAGCCAAUGCCAGGAGAGAAUUGUUAAGGACAUCGGCCUGGCUUACACAGAGACAUGCGUGGAGUGCGAGGCUAGAGGAAAGUCUCUGAAGGGAACUGCUGCUUUCAGCUAUGUCAUGAAGCCAUCAGAUACAGGUGUCCUGAUUUUGGAGGCAACUGCCACAGAGCUCAUCCAGUUCUCACCUUUAAACAUCUUGAAUGGCGCUGCCCAGAUGGAGGCCAAACAGACCCUGACCUUGAUGGGGAUGGAGAAGAUUCCAGUGGAGCCCAUCAAGGCUGAAUAUCUGCCCAGUGGAUCCCUGCAGUACGAGUUUGGCAGCGAGCUUCUUCAGAUUCCCAUCCAGCUUCUGAGGAUCACUAAUGUUGAGACUCAGAUUGUUGAGACUCUCAACCACUUGGUGGCCAACAAUGUUGCCAAGGUCCAUGAAGAUGCUCCUCUGAAGUUCAUUGAGCUCAUCCAGCUGCUGCGUGUGGCCACAUGUGAGAACAUUGAGGCCCUCUGGACUCAGUUCAAAGAAAGACCAGAUCACAGGCACUGGCUCCUGAAUGCUGUCCCUGCAAUUGGUUCUCAUACAGCUCUGAAGUUUUUCAAGGAAAAGUUCUUGGCUGGUGACCUGACUAUUGUUGAAGCUAUUCAAGUUCUGCUGUCAUCAAUGCACAUGGUGACAGCCGACCUGGAAGCCAUCAAGAUAGCUCAGGGACUGACCAAGGUAGACAAGAUCCUGGAAAACCGAGUCCUUGCGGAGAUUGCCCUGCUGGGCUACGGCACCCUGGUUUCUAAAUACUGUACAGAGAAUCCAACCUGCCCAGCUGAACUUGUUAGGAUACAUUUAAUUUGUUUAUGGUCCGUCCAUGACCUUGCUGGCCAAGAGAAAUUUGAGAAGCUUUCUUUUGAUCUCAAAGUUCUUGGUAAUGCUGGACACCCUGCCAGCCUCAAGCCAAUCAUGAAGCUCCUGCCUGGCUUUGGCAGUGCUGCUGCUCAUCUGCCACUUCGGGUUCACAUUGAUGCACUUCUGGCCCUGAGGAACAUCGCUAAGAAGGAGCCCAAGAUGAUCCAGGAUAUGGCUGUUCAGCUGUUUAUGGACAAGGCCCUCCAUCCAGAGCUGCGUAUAACUGCUGCUAUUCUGCUGUUUGAGACCAAGCUGCCAAUGGGUUUGGUGACUACUCUGGCUGAUGCCCUUUUGAAGGAAUCAAAUCUGCAGGUUGCCAGCGUUGUCUACUCAUACAUGAAGGCCAUGACCAAGAACACUGCCCCUGACUUAGCCUCUAUUGCUGCAUCUUGUAAUGUUGCUGUGAAGAUCCUAAGCCCCAAAUUCGAAAGACUAGGCUACCGCUUCAGCAAAGCUCUCUAUAUUGAUGCAUACACCAGUCCCUGGAUGAUGGGUGCUGCUGCAAGCGCCUUCUACGUUAAUGAUGCUGCGACCGUUUUGCCAAGGGCCGCUUUGGCCAAAGCUCGCGCCUACCUCGCAGGAGCUUAUGCUGAUGUACUUGAGCUUGGUGUGAGAACUGAGGGACUCCAGGAGGCCCUUUUGAAACACCAGGUUCCUGAAAAUGCUGACAGGAUCACCAAGAUGAAACAAGUUAUGAAGGCUCUUUCUGAAUGGAGAGCUCAUCCUUCAAGCCAGCCCCUGGCCUCUGUGUAUGUGAAAUUCUUCGGACAGGAAAUUGCAUUUGCCAACAUCAACAAAGAAAUUGUUGAACGGAUCACUGAGCUUGCCAGGGGACCAGCUAUUCACACAUAUGGAAGGAAAGUUUUGGAUGGUCUCUUGUCUGGUUUCGCAUUGCAUUAUGCUAAACCAAUGCUGGUUGCUGAGGUUCGUCGUAUUCUUCCCACCACUGUUGGUCUGCCCAUGGAGCUAAGUUUAUACACUGCUGGAGUGGCUGCUGCAUCUGUAGAAUUCCAAGCAGAGGUAACACCACCUCUGCCUGAGAAUUUCCAUGCUGCACAGCUUCUGAAGUCUGAUAUCAGCAUGAGGGCUGCCAUUGCCCCAAGUGUUUCCCUGCAUACAUAUGCAGUUAUGGGAGUAAACACUGCCUUGAUCCAGGCCGCUUUGCUGUCAAGAGCCGAAGUCCACGCAAUCAUUCCUGCAAAGAUUGAAGCAAGAAUUGACAUAAUUAAGGGCAACUUCAAGCUUCAGCUCCUGCCUGUUCAAGGCAUCGAUAAAGUUGCAUCUGCACUUGUUGAGACUUUUGCAGUAGCAAGAAAUGUGGAAGACCUUGCAGCUGCCAAAUUCACACCCAUGAUUCCUGCUGAAGUUCCAGCACAGCUGGCUGGUAGCAUGUCAGAAUCUUUUGAAAGCAUUCCUACUGUCCUGCCAAGCCAGCUGAAACUCCUCAAGGCUUUCAAGAAGAAAAUGUGUGCUGUAAUUGAAACUUUUGGAAUCAAGGCAUGCACUGAGAUUGAAUCUCACAAUGCCGCCUUCAUCAGACACUGCCCACUCUACUCCAUGAUCGGAAAACAUGCUGUCGUUGUUGAGGUUUCUCAAGCUGCCGGGCCAGUCAUUGAGAAGAUUGAAAUUGAUAUUCAGGUUGGAGAUGAAGCAGCAGAAAAGAUCAUCAAAGUUAUCAAUAUGAGCGAGGAAGAGGAGAUUCUGGAGGACAAGAAUGUCCUGAUGAAACUCAAGAAAAUCCUGGUUCCUGGUCUGAAGAACACCACUGCCAGGUCUUCCAGCUCCAGCAGUUCUCAGUCUGGCAACUCUCCCUCAAGUAGCUCCCGUUCAAGUCUCUCCUCCUCUGCAUCAUCCAAGUCCUCCUGCAGCUCUUCCUCUAGCCUCAAGAGCAAGAACGCCAGAUCCAGCUCCCUGUCCAAACAAGAACUGUAUGAGAUGAAGUUUACCAAGAAACAUAUCCACCAGCAUGCUUUUUCCACAGCCCGUGCUAACAGCGGGAGCAGUGGCUACAGUUUUGAAGCCAUCUACAAAAAGGCCAAGUACCUCGCAAAGGAAGUCUCUCCCAUUGUGACCAUUCUUGUCCGUGCUGUGAGAGCCGACAAAAAGCCUCAGGGAUACCAGUUUACAGCCUACUUUGACAGAGCUACUGCCAGACUUCAGAUCAUUCUUGCCAACCUGGCCGAGAACGACCACUAUAGGAUCUGUGCUGAUGCCAUGAUGCUGAGCAAACACAAGCUAAUGGCUAAAAUUGCCUGGGGCAUUGAGUGCAAACAAUACGAGACUGAGACCACAGCUGAGACUGGUGUUGUAGGUAAAGAGCCUGCCUUCCGCGUUAAGCUGACCUGGGACAAACUUCCCAAGAGCAUGAAACGCUACGCCAAGAAGCUUUCUAAGUACACCUUCCACAUCGCUAAGGCGGCCGGAGUAAACCUGGAAAAGGUCAAGAACAUUCGCAACCAGAUCAAACUGAGUGUUGCUGUUGCUUCUGAUACAAGUGUGGAUGUGGUGCUGAAGACACCAAAGAGAACCAUGUAUAAACUGGCCAUAGCUCUCCCCAUUUCUCUGCCAUUUGGAGACACUGCUGCUGAGCUGGAAUUUUACCAGAGUAACUGGGCUGACAAGAUUUCUUACAUGAUCACCAAGGCUCAUUCAGCUGAGUGUGCCAUGGUUAAUGGCACACUGGUCACAUUCAACAACAGGAAAUACAAGAAUGAGAUGCCCCAAUCCUGCUACCAGGUUUUGGCACAAGAUUGCACCCCUGAACUUAAAUUCAUUGUUCUGCUGAAGUGGGACCAUACACAGGAACAGAACCAGAUCAAUGUGAAGAUUGCAAACAUUGAUGUGGACAUGUAUCUGAGGGACAGUGUUGUCAUGGUGAAGAUCAAUGGAGUAGAAAUUCCCACCCACAACAUGCCAUAUCAGCAUCCUGAAGGCAAAAUUCAAAUCAUACAGAGAGAUCAGGGAAUCGCACUCCAUGCACCGAGCCAUGGUCUUCAGGAGGUCUAUUUUGAUCUGAACACAUGGAGGGUUAAAGUUGUAGACUGGAUGAGAGGACAGACCUGUGGACUCUGUGGAAAGGCUGACGGUGAAAUCAGACAGGAGUACCGCAUACCAAACCAACGCCUGACAAAGAAUGCUAUCAGCUACGCUCAUUCCUGGGUUAUGCCUGGAAAGAGCUGCAGGGAUAGCUCUGAGUGUUACAUGAAACUUGAGUCUGUGAAAUUGGAGAAGCAGGUCGUCCUGUAUGGGGAGGAGUCCAAAUGCUACUCUGUUGAGCCUGUACUGCGCUGCCUGCCUGGCUGCAUGCCUAUCAGGACCACCACGGUCACUAUUGGAUACCACUGCCUGCCUAUUGAUACAACCCUGAACCGAUCUGAAGGUAUGAGCAGCAUCUUUGAGAAGAGCAUUGACCUAAGAGAAACCGCAGAAGCCCACCUAGCCUGUCGCUGCACUGCUCAGUGUGUUUGAUUUAAUUUCCUGCUGUCCCUCCAUGUUGUAUUCUUUGUUUUAUGUCAACAUUGUUAUCAACUUGAAUUGUAGAUUGAAAUAAAUUGCAGAGGCAUUCA
Messenger RNA from Labrus mixtus (cuckoo wrasse), 5009 nucleotides. RefSeq names its product vitellogenin 2 (gene vtg2). Gene Ontology annotation, molecular function: lipid carrier activity. The transcript is spliced from 34 exons. Bases 1 to 4911 code for a protein of 1636 amino acids. NCBI's taxonomy places the organism in Eukaryota, Metazoa, Chordata, Actinopteri, Labriformes, Labridae. Gene Ontology annotation, biological process: lipid transport. The record is from RefSeq and is a predicted model, not a curated record.